Pollicipes pollicipes is the source of this 1167-nucleotide messenger RNA. RefSeq lists its product as uncharacterized. The record is from RefSeq and is a predicted model, not a curated record. The coding region runs from base 15 to 719 and encodes 234 amino acids. The transcript is spliced from 5 exons. Lineage: Eukaryota; Metazoa; Arthropoda; Thecostraca; Pollicipedomorpha; Pollicipedidae.
CACUGUUUCUUCCGAUGACUAUGAAGGGGGGCACCAAGAACGUCGGCUGGUCGUUGCGCGGCGUCAGAGUGGACGGCAUCUCCGAAUACAAUGUGGUCAACGUCGGCGCCACAGCCGCCGACGCCCGUGAGCGGAAGCCACUGAAAGUAGUGAGUGAAUGGACGACCAAGAGAUGGCGUGUGGAGGUCAACGCUACGUACAGUUUGGCCCUCUUGACUGAUGCUGUUUACGUCACACUGCUCGCCCGAAUAAAGCUCGAAAUACCGGACGUGCGGAUGAAGUUCAGCGCCUUCGUCUGGGGCGAAGAGCAGCCCGAUCCGGCCAUCGUCCGCUUCUUCACCGAAGACAAGCUCUUCAACCUCGAGUUCAAGCCGGACGACAUGAAAAUAGGGGUCGACAUCGCCUCUCUGCCCUCAAUAGCUUCCAUUCUUAUUCCAGCUCCCGCCUUGAACGAGCUAGUCGAGCUGCACGUCCGGUACAGGGCCCUGCCGGUAAUGUGGCCAGCCAUCAAGCAGGAGGUGGGAAAGGUUUUCCAGGACAUCACGAACGGGGAGGUGAUCCGAGUGAUCAUUCGCUUCCUGCUGCUCCGCCGCGGUAACAGUCCCCCGGCAACGCCGAAGCCGGCGGUCUCGACGCCCGCAGCCGCCGCGGCCAAGACAAAGCCCUCCAGGAUAUCGGAGAGCAUCACUGGCCAGCCUGACAAGAAGGGCACCGCCUAGGUCGGCGAACGGCGUGACACAAAUCUCCCCCACUAACGUUUCGAUCAUGCGGUCCGUUCAGUGGUCACCUCAAGGAUGGGUCAAUCACGGUGCGGGCUCCACCGUUAAACUCCCUCUUUGAAGGGUGCCAGGGGUGUUCCGGGGGUGCUCCAGGUGCAGACCGGAGAGUUCCACCGGAGUGGCAGGCGUCGUUUUAGUGCUUUGAAGUCAACCCCAAAUAUCCGUUUUGCAUGCAAGUUGUCACGCCUGUUUGGUAGCUCUGCACGGCCAUAAUGAAGUCUGCCAUUGCAUUCAUCGCGGGAGCCGAUCAACCAGCCUUGUUUAAUACACCAUCGAAUGAGCGAUGCCUUGUCUUCACACGGAAGCCUCAUCACUAAGUUUGCUGUGGUAGUUUUCUUGGGCAGUUCAGUUUGAUUUGCUAGAUACCCCACGUACACGCACAUAAAAC